AUGGGUUCUCUCAACACGUCCGCCUCCAAGGAUGAGUUGACCGUACUGGUCACCGGGUUCUCGCCCUUCAAAGAGCAGUACCCCGUGAACCCAUCGUACGAGAUCGCGGCCUCGCUUCCUGAUUACCUGCCCGCGGAUCGGCCCAAAGACCCGGCCCACCAGUCGCCGGCCAGUCUGCCGCCCGUGCGGAUCGCCAAGUUGCCCGCGGCGGUGCGCACGAGCUACGCCGUCGCGCGCGAGAUCGUGCCCACGAUUUGGGACGAUGCCGAACAUACGCCCGACUUCGUCGUCCACAUCGGGAUGGCUGGCCCGCAGCUUGUUUACCAGCUUGAAAGGCGCGGCCACCGCGACGGCUACGACAAGAGGGACGUCGACGGCAGGCUCCUCGGGGACGAGGAGAGGCGCCGGGACCAGGGCGACGACUGGGUCUGGGCUGGGGUGCCCGAGGAACUGCUGACGGAUCUGGAUGUGGAGGAUGUGCAUCGGCGGUGGGUUGAGCGCAGUCCGAAGAACCUGAAUCUGCAGAUCUCGGAUGACGCGGGGCAUUACCUGUGCGACUUCAUCUACUUCUCGAGUCUGGCUCACCUGUGGAAGCAGCAGAGACCUCGGAAGGUGGUCUUCUUGCAUGUGCCUCUGCACCCGGAUAGGCAGUCGCUGGAACGGGGACGGGAGCUGGUGCUUACGCUGAUACGGUCGAUUGUUGAGAGUGAGAUGAGCAAGAAGGCGAAGUCGUCGGCGGAGCUGUGA
Anthostomella pinea is the source of this 747-nucleotide messenger RNA. The record is from the annotation of a GenBank genome assembly. NCBI's taxonomy places the organism in Eukaryota, Fungi, Ascomycota, Sordariomycetes, Xylariales, Xylariaceae.